Cylindrotheca closterium is the source of this 1797-nucleotide messenger RNA. The record is from the annotation of a GenBank genome assembly. NCBI's taxonomy places the organism in Eukaryota, Bacillariophyta, Bacillariophyceae, Bacillariales, Bacillariaceae.
AUGUCCGAGCAAAUAUCAGAUGAGUACGACAGCUCCGACGGUGACAUUAACGAAUCCUUCACCAACGAGGACGUAUCACUAGACGAUCUCUUGCGUGCCAAACUGGAUCGGAUAGAGGACCUGGAACAAGAAAUCAGCGAAAAGGACGCUGAGGUUGCCAAGAUGAGGCAACAGGUGGUCGAGGUGGAAGUCAAACGAAAGCAUCAAGUCUACAGUCUAAGGCUAGAAUGUGACACGUGCCGCCGUGAAAAAGAUGCCACUGAAGAACGCCUUGCGGAAGUCUACAAGGACAUGGAACUCUUGGUAGAACCCGAAAACAAGUCACCGGAUUCUGAACUUGAAGAGGCCAAGGAAAAGUUUCAACAUGCCUUGUCUAUCAAGGAUAGCCAAAUGCAAAUGGUCCGGACUUCCUAUGACGAGAUUAUCAAGACACUCAAGGAAGAAAUUGUCGAAAUCACUGAAGCUGGAAGUCAGCAGGAGCUGGUUUUGAUCAACCAACUCGAAAACCUAGACAAGGAGAAGAGUGAAGCGGAGGAGUAUCUAAUGCAAAAGGUAGAAGAAAAGGAAGAAGCUAUGGAAAGCCUUCGUCGACGAAGUCGAGAUGGCCGUUCCAUGUGCAGCGGUGACGUUGAAGAGCUCGAGAAUGAACUUUCUGCGCUCUUGCUGGACAAGACCAAUCUUCAAGAGGAGCUUGCUUUGGAGCAAGAAAAGUCCAAUGAAGCCAUUCGUAUUCUAGAGCAGUCGAAUACCAUGCUUGAGGAGAAGGUUCAGGUGCUUGCAGUUGAUCUUGCCGUUCUCCGAGCAGGCGUUGAAGGGGUGCAAAGCACCAGCAUGACGAUCACACAAGAAGAAGACAUUGGCACCUUCAUUGAUCGGGUUGCAGAGAUUCGUAAGCAAACUGAAUCUUCAGUAGACAAAUUGUCAAAGAUUAUCCAUUCUGCCAAAGCCAGCAUGGAAUUAGAAGAUAGUGAAGUUGAGAUUGGCGACGAUGCUGAGAUGGUACUUUCCACGUCAGAAGCUGCCGCGUUGGUCCACGAUCAAGUCAAUUUGAGCCUGCGGCUCAUUGAACUGCAGCUUCAGAAUCGCCUAAAACUAUUACGAAAUGAAAAGUAUGGCUCUGGUGACAAUAUUCCAAAGGAUACUAUUCUGGUUUACAAGAUGGAUCGGGUAAGCGACGAUAUGAAGCUAGCAAUUGCCAAGGCGGAACAAAGCUUUUCCGAACAGAUGCAACAGCUGGAAGAGCAGGCGCUGCAUGAAAUGAAGCGUGCUACGAAAGAGCUGGAACAUAGCAGCGAAAGUAUCAAACAACUUGAGAAUGAAAAUGCAGCUCUGCGACAAGAAAUCAAUGACUGUAAAGAUACUCGUCUUGCGUCUGAUCAGCAAUCCCAUAGUGAUGAAAGAGCUUCAGAAGUUGAGACUCUUUGUGUCAACAAGCAUACCAUCGACCAACUGGAAAUGGAGACAUUGAGGGUAGUUGCUGUAGUCAGGAUCAAGAAUGAAGCCAUCAAGACUCUUUCGGACGAGCUGUCAAAGUACAAGAUUCGAGACAAGGAACUCCAGGCGCAGUUGAACAGAGUUUCGGCAUUCCCAACAUCGCCGGUUGCCAAUAGCAAGACGUCAUCGAGGACUGGCAAAUCUAGGACGUCUUCGAGAUUCUCCGUCCGCGAAGGUCGCAAGGAGAAUACAACCCCAACGAAGUCGAGUCCUCGAUCGGCAAGCAACAUCACCCCUUUACGGCCAAGUUCUCGUGAAGUAUUUGCACCUCAUUCUGCAAAAAGAAAUAAGAAAACAGUCUAA